Molecule: messenger RNA, 7896 nt
Organism: Morone saxatilis (striped sea-bass)
Lineage: Eukaryota; Metazoa; Chordata; Actinopteri; Moronidae
Gene: atl1
Product: atlastin GTPase 1
Exons: 13
Coding region: 2328-4028 (566 amino acids)
Biological process (GO): endoplasmic reticulum organization; protein homooligomerization
Molecular function (GO): GTPase activity; GTP binding
Source: RefSeq, a predicted model, not a curated record
AGGAUCCUGUUGCUGCGUUCAGGGACUGCUCGGAAAAUCUGACGUCUCAACAGAAAACAAAAAACAAAAAACAAUACAGUGCGAAAUGUCUAAUAAACUGUUUUAAUUGUGAAGUAAUUACAACAUAGAGCAUAUAAUAACAGUUGUAUUAAUCGUUAUACAUCUAGAGAAUUGCUUAAUUCAGUUUAUUUUUUUUUUAAACACAAUCAUUCAACCUCAUCUGCUUAUGCUAUCUUUUCUACUUUUGCACUCUGCAUGAUGAUAAGAUGUAAAAUGUACCUUUAUGCUUAUUCUCUUAUUCUGUGUAUGUACAGUGAGAGCAAUGUAAACUGGCCAAUAAGAGUGAUUCUGAUUGUGCAUAAUAUUCAGUUAUUGUAGGUUAUUCCAGUGGUUCCCAACCUUUUUCCUUAAGGGACCAUUUUUCUAUCAUUGAGUAAACUGACUUAGAGACAUAUUUUAUGGAUAUUUCAUAUUAUAUUCAAUGCAUAACAAUAACAACACAGAACAAAACUGAUAAACUGUACAAUAAACCCAAAUAGUGAACACAGUAACUGCAGGAAGUUUGAGUAAAACAAGUGAUUAGGAUUAAUUUGAUCAGAUUAUUUCCUGGUUUUUUUACACAAUUCUGUCUGUAUUAUAAGGGCUUUGUUUUUGUCUUCUCAUUGAUCUAUUAGCUCUUUGGUUGUUUUACCUGCACACUUACAUGCACAGGACAAGUUCAGUAGAGAGAGAUGACUCUGUGAAUAUAACUUGUGUUCAGGUCUUCAGAGUUUAUAUGGUAAAUAAUUAACAUUAAAAAUAACAAUGCGAUUUUGUUUUCUACUCAGAAAUGAAUAAAAUGCUAGCCCUCCUGUGUAUAUUUAUUAAGGCGACCCCUGUGAAGCUUUGGCGACCCCUAGUGGAGGUCCCGAAACCCAGGUUGGGAACCACUGGGUUAUUUUUACACAUCAAUUUGUUUGCAUCAUAAACUGCUUAUAGUAGCAGUUUUGUGUUUCAGUCCAUGAAUUUCACAAGGAACAACAAACAAUGUGACAUCCCCAGUCCUUAGUGGGGGAAACCUGAGGAACUAUGUUACUUUUUACUCCACUUCCUCUACAUGAAAGCUACAGUUAGUAGUUACUUAAUAGAUACCCAGAAUGACCAAAUAAAAGAUAACACAUAGUUAUAUUAAUAGCUACAAUCAACCCCACCUAGGCCAGCGACAACAUUAAAAUGCUGCUUACAUCCUAAUCCUGUAAUAUAACUUGGACAGAGACUAUUUUGCAUGCAAAGUGGGAUGUUCUACUGUACUUUUACUUAAUUAAAAUUGUGACUUUUAUGCUGUAUUUUUCUUAUUUUUGCUAAACUAUUCUACUUUUAAAUCGAUACAGCUCCAUUGUGGUGGAGGAAGUACUCAGAUCUUUUACUCUAGUCAAAUACUACACUGUAAAAUCAUGCAUUCAAAAUCUAACUUGAGUAACAGCACAUUAGUAUUAAUAGUUAAAUUUACUUAGAAGUAUCAAAAAAGUGCUAAUUAUGUACAACACUGUCCCCUGUGACAGUCUGGUGGUAUAUUAACAAAUUGUGUAUUUUUAUUAGCAUUUUUCUUGUACAGUGGGUUUAGGUGGAGCAAAAUUACUUUAAAUUAUAUUGGGUAGUUGUACAAUAUAAAGCUAAACUAUAACAAUGUAUAGUAUUUCAUAAUAUACGUUUUGUAUGAUAAUUCUUAAUAUUCAAAGUAACUAUUAACUAAAAUUGUAGCUGUGUAAAAAAAAUCCCUAAAAAAGUAGUAGAGUUAGAAGUACAAAGCAGAAUAAAAUGAACAUAGUCAAGAAACUACAAAAAGUACUUCCAGAGGUGGAAGUACUUUUUUACUUGAACUGAACCAUUGCUGUACGGAUAUUUACGAUGGUCCCCGAAGGCAGCAUCUGUUCCAAUGUCUUUGUAAUUACCGCCACCUACCGGUAAGAGCCGGGAAUGUACUUCCAGCCUCGACGAAAGGGACUUUAUACCAAUUACAGCACCCAUACUUAACAUACUCUGCGGCUGCACUCAUUUGAACACAAAAACACGGUGAACCACAUUCAUUUUUUCCGCAUUAUCAAACUACUGCUGCUGCUUCACAUCAAGUGGGAACAACAGACAACAGCGCCCCCUGUCUGCACGUAUGAACCGCCCUCCCUGCAUCGAGCUGGGAAUAAAAAGCUCCAUCAUCCUCCUGCGAUACGAGCAUCGUUUUUGGCGGAGCUAGGGCAUCUUCCCAACCCCCCCCCUCCCCAACCGACACCCAUGACUACCGACUAGGGUCGCUGGUUAACGGACAAACAGAGGGAUAUAAGGACAGUAACAUGGCGAAACACCGCAAAGACAGAGACAGCUGGGGUGAGUGGUCCCUCAGUGACAAAAAUGUCUAUGACUGGAGCUCGGAGGAGGAGGAGCCGGACGGACGAGCCCGGCCCGUGCAGGUGCUGCUGGUCAAAGAUGACCACACCUUCGAGCUGGAUGAGGCGGCGCUGAGCCGCAUCCUGCUGGCGGAGGAGGUCCGAGACCGCGAGGUGGUGGCCAUCUCUGUGGCCGGAGCUUUCCGCAAGGGCAAGUCCUUCCUCAUGGACUUCAUGCUGCGUUACAUGUACAACCAUGCUUCUGAAACCUGGCUCGGAGAUGCAGACGCGCCUCUGACCGGCUUCUCCUGGAGGGGGGGCUCGGAGAGGGAGACCACUGGGAUCCAGAUCUGGAGUGAGGUCUUCCUGGUGGACAAACCAGACGGAAGAAAGGUCGCUGUAUUGCUAAUGGACACCCAAGGCACGUUUGACAGCCAGUCGACGCUGAGGGAUUCAGCCACUGUGUUCGCACUGAGCACCAUGAUAAGCUCCAUGCAGGUUUACAACAUCUCACAGAAUGUACAAGAGGACGACCUUCAGCAUUUGCAGCUUUUCACCGAGUACGGCAGACUAGCUAUGGAGGAGACUUUCCUUAAACCAUUCCAGUCCAUGAUUUUCCUCGUUCGAGACUGGAGCUUUCCGUAUGAGUUUCCCUACGGACAGGAAGGAGGCAUGAAGUUCCUCGAGAAGAGGCUGAAGAUCUCAGAGAACCAGCAUGAAGAGCUGCAGAACGUGCGUAAACACAUCCACUCCUGCUUCACCAACAUCUCCUGUUUCCUGAUGCCUCACCCUGGCCUCAAAGUUGCCACCAACCCACACUUUGAUGGGAGAAUUACAGAGAUUGAUGGCGAUUUCUUGAACAACCUGAAGGUUCUGGUCCCGUGGCUUCUCAGUCCUCGUAACAUCGACGUGAAGGAGAUCAACGGCAGCAAAAUCACCUGCAGAGGACUGCUGGAAUACUUCAAGGCGUACAUCAAAAUCUACCAAGGUGAGGAGCUGCCACAUCCAAAAUCCAUGCUGCAGGCCACAGCAGAGGCGAAUAAUUUGGCAGCAGUAGCUGCUGCAAAGGAUCUGUACAACAAGAAAAUGGAGGAGGUCUGUGGGGGUGACCGGCCCUUCCUAGCCCCCAGCGAGCUGCAGGCCCGACACAGCGCCAUCAGAGAGGAGGCCCUGCAGGUGUUUCGGGGUGUGAAGAAGAUGGGAGGCGAGGAGUUCAGCCGCCGCUACCUGCAGCAGCUGGAGGGAGAAAUCGACGAGGUGUUUGUCCAGUACAUCAAGCACAAUGACUCCAAGAACAUUUUCCACGCAGCCCGCACGCCGGCCACUCUGUUCGUGGUCAUCUUUGUCAUGUACGUGGCUGCGGGCAUCACAGGCUUUGUGGGCGUGGACAUCAUUGCCAGCCUGUGUAACAUGAUCCUGGGUCUGGCACUGAUCACUCUCUGCACCUGGGCCUACAUCCGGUACUCCGGGGAAUAUCGAGAACUCGGCGCCGUCAUCGACCAGGUGGCUGGUGCACUGUGGGACCAGGGAAGCACAAAUGAGGUAAGUGGAUCCAAGUGUGAAUGUUUACAAAGGCAGGGACAGCAAGAGCGUUUUUUAGGGAGUGUGUUGAUGGGCUCAAGUUUCCUCAAAAUGAUUACGUUCAUAAAAAUAGUUACCUCCGUAUAAUUUAAUGAUAAUGACAAGGUCAUGUCACGCCCUGCGCUGCUGAAACGCAGCCUGCUGUUCACUGUUGGUGUUCAGUAGGAGACUUUGGACAGCAGAGGGGGACAGGUGACCUUAAAUUAUUCUUCUUCUUCUAUUCAGAUUCGUUCAUGCUGUCAUACCAAAUACAUGCAACCAAUUAUUUUGACAGUAUGACAGUAGCUAAAUAGAAUAUAGUAUAUUAACCUUUAUUCAUUUAGAUCCUCACAGCAAUAUAGGCAAACAUAUGCAAAUAUGUUGAACUUUGUGUCACUUUAUUGGCUAUUUUCAUCACCAUUACCCAUCCACAUAGCUCCUAAAAUUGCUCAUCUGCAUCCCUACCCUGACAUUAUCUUAAGUGAUCUUUGGGAGUUAAAUUCUCCGCCUGUAAACACGUCUCCCGUCUCCGCUCCGCAGGCUCUCUACAAGCUGUACAAUGUAGCGGCCAAUCACAGGCACCUGUACCACCACGCCUUCCCUGGGCACCAGGUGGAUGAGGUUGCCGAGGAGCAGGACAAGAAGAGGGACUGAUUAGAUAAGACAGAGUACAGCAGGGACUUCCUGGUGAUGGACAAGAGGAAGAGGAGGAGGAGGAACAUCCUCACUCAUCAGGCACUCUUUUAUUCUGGUAUUGGCUGAUGCUGCCCACCAAUACAUCCACUACUUUAAACCUAAUAAUGGACUGUAUAAUGUUCACGUAUAGGCAAUGUCAGAGCAUCUCCUCAGCGGGUGCUUGCUUUCAAGCGAUGGAUGCCAUUUAUCAUUGUCUCUCACUUUUUUUGUCUGUGGAAAAAAAAAAAUAGCACCUGUACAGAUACUGUAGGCACUCUGCCAGAGGAGACCUCGGCAUAUCCAACCUCCAGUCAGCUGUUGAUUUUAUAUCAGACGGGUUUUUUUCUUUUCCAUCAUUUGUCACCGACAAUGAUUUUUCGAAGUAUAGCCAAAUCUGUGAAAUUCCCAUUUGUGACGAUCGUUCUGUUCUUUGAAGUUUAGUGCUGUUUAUAAGAAACAAUAUCUAUGAUCUGCGAUGUUUGAAAGCCAAAAUAUGUACUGUAUGUUAAAUAAUGAAGCGUUACAAGCAUCAUCAGCAUGGUAAAUGGUCAAUGUCUGUCAUCUUUAAGCUCUAAAACCAGGUAUACUUUAUAAAAAAUUUAGUUUUAAUGGUUGUGACAAAGUGGUAUUGUGCCAUAACAUGUAAAAAAAAAAAAAAAAUGAUUUCACAUCUACUGCAGCCUGGCUACAUGCAGACACUCGAUGGCACAUUUAUUAGUUGUAUGCAGUAUGUUUUGUUUUGGAGGUUGGUGUUACUUUUCUGGAUCAGGGAGUUGCUUUGUGCUGACAUAUUCUUUCAAAUAGGAGCACUGGGUGGAAAGGCAAAAACAGAUCAAAGUUUACACAACAUAGCUGACAUUAUCUUUCACUUUGUAGUCCGCUUGCAGUUUUGUAAUUUACGCAGCGUCCCAGUGAUCCUCUAUAUAUGUGUUUGGUCUUUGAGGUUGAGGGGAAAGAGUGUGUUUGGUUUCCAUUGUGAUGUAGAGGUGGUGGGUGAAACCAUUGUUGUGUUUUUCUCUCUGAAUGUUCGAGCAAAUCCGAGGAAUGUAGCUAUUCUGUGGCCACUGAGGAAUCAAAGCUAGUUGUUAUUAGGCGGGGCGACAGGCCCGCUUUGGAAAAGAAUCCUCAUUCCACAUCUCUUUCAUCAUCUUCACACACUUAAGUUGAAUCAUCUGUAACAAAAAAAAGAAAAGAAAAGAAAUGAAACUGUUGCAUGGUGAAAGAGGCCAGGCCCAGACUUUUUGUGUUCCCCAAAAACAGCUUGCAUUGUAAACAAAAGGCUUGUAUUGGUGACAGCACUUUUUGGUGUUUGAAUACUUUGGCUUAGUAGACUGUUACUGUACAUUUGUAUAACUGUGGUCAUUGUUUUUAGCUCAUUGAAUAACCCCCAAUCAUAGAUCUCACUGUAAUACUGUCUGCAUCACUUACAGCUGCAGCACUGAACUGUUUUCUUUCCAUGUAGAUCUGGUCACCAACAGUACAGGAACACUGUCAUGCAUAUUUAGCAAGUUUAUACUGAGGUUUGACCUCAAGGGUUGAAAAUUUAAAGGCACUGCAGCAGAGUGGCUUCUUGAGUCUUCCACAAUGUAUAAUCAACAUCAGUGAGGCCUUCACACAAAGAUCCAUCUAAGUCCAGUUUAAGAUUCGUGAGGUUUUCAAAUCCCAUUUUCUUGUGUGUGUUGAAGCGCCCAUUCAUAAGUCAAAAAAGUAGCAUUUGUUUACAUUGUGUUGCGUUUACACUCCAAAUUAAAUAAUAAUUGAAGAUUUAAUCUGUUUAAAAAGAACGGAAAGAUUGAUCAGAGUUUGUUAUUCUUGGAUUUGACAAUUCAUUCCUAAAGCCGCCUCCAUCAACACUUAAAUCAACUCCGGAUGUCGUGGGAGCCUCAGUCAAAUGAAUCAUCCUCUUCCAAGUCAACACUGCUAAGUUUCAGCACACGCAUUGCAAAAUUUCAGUUACAAGGAAAUAAAUAAUAAAGUUGGACCAAAUUAAUGAAAACUAGACUUUUUUUCUUUCUUUAAGACAUAAAAAAUACUCUGUCUUAAUUUGUGUCUUAUAUAUUCAUACGUUUUCCACAAACAUUUUUACUCUUUCUCCCUCAUUCAAAAAUCCACAAAUUAUGAAUAUGCAAAUAAUUCUUUGUUUUAAAAGUUUAACUGCUGGACACAAGAUGUCUCCUACUUCACUGAAAAGUAUAUUCUCAGUGUCUGUGCACGGCAGGCUUCAUGUUUUCACAUCACACUUGUAUAAGUUGCGUACUGGAUCACGAUUGGUUUCCAAACUAGUUCAAAUCAUUUUGUAUGCACAAGUCUCACACUCAGAUUUAAGGUGAGAUCAGGGAGUCGUGUUUCCAAUAUUCACUCUCUUUUAGCUCUAUUUUUGGUCUCUACCAACUCCUGAGAGAAAUAUCUGGCUCUUUAGCUUCCAAAUGCUCCCCUAUGUUCACCAGCUAGUCUCUAAAUGUAUCUAUCUGCUGUUUGGUGCUGAGCAGGUAGUGUACGGUGGGAUUUUAGAGCCAAAAAUGACACAACGAGAGCGGUGAGAGUAAACCAAAACAGCAGUUGUGGCGCAGAACGUCCUCUAGAAAAGCUCAGGGAAGCAUCUCUCUUUAAUGAAGGUGGAGCGUUUAACCAGACAUACAUUAACCAAACCAAGCAGUUAGUUUUCAUCCUUUAAAGGUCCAGUGCGUUACAUUUAGGAGGAUCUAUUGGCAGGUAUGUUUUCAAUAGUGUAUAAUAAUCACCUGAAUAUUGAAUAUAGGAAUUGUUCUGCUGUUGUUACCUUAGAUUGAGCCAUUUUUAUCUAUAGACGCAGUGGGUCUCCGUCUAUGAAGGCCGCCAUGAUGAACCACCAUGUUUCUACAGUAGCCCAGAACAGACAAACCAUUCACUGGCUUUAGAUACGGCCUCUCGCUGUUUUCACGAAUUUCGCAGCCACCGUAGUUUCUCCUACACACUUCACAGCCCUCAUUUUCAUCCUCAGAUCAUCGAAUACUAACACAAGAAGCGUUCACUAAAUCCUACAUACUGGUCCUUUAUGUCUUUUCUACUGUCAAACUUAAAAAUAUUGUUCAAAAUCACUUCACAUAAAACACAAAUCUCAAAACCUUUGUGUCGAAGUUUGUUUUCGAGUGUGGAACAGUGACCUUGGUGGCCGUUGGGGAAAAAAAAAAAAAACACCCACUGCGACCAGUAUAGUACCAGUGUUUUCCACCUUCUGCCCUCGGGGGGCAGUUAAUGAGCCCAUUACGGCUUUGCUUACCACAAUGAGGUGAUGAAGACACUGCACUAGAAAAUGUAUUUG